Molecule: messenger RNA, 406 nt
Organism: Trypanosoma grayi
Lineage: Eukaryota; Euglenozoa; Kinetoplastea; Trypanosomatida; Trypanosomatidae
Exons: 1
Source: RefSeq, a predicted model, not a curated record
UGAGUGGGUUCUUCCUGGAAAGAGAGGGAUCAUUACUGACGACACUAUCGGAUGGCACGAAGGCAACAGAGAGUGCCGAAAAAUGGGCGGAUAAUGCCCGCGAGGCAGCAAGUCUCGCGAAUACCGUGGCGAUAACUUUAGGUGAAGCGUCAACUAGGGCAUAUGAUGUGAAGUACGCAGCAGAGGGGGUUCUUAACAUUGUGGGAUAUAUGAAACAGGAUCUCGAGAACGCUCUGGACGACCUCAAAAACGGCGACAAGGCUGGCAUUCAACGUCCAAUGGAGUACGUGGACAUGCCGUGGAAACGCACUGCAGAGGUGGAUACGGAAGCUGGUGUGGCGUUAAGUGCCGCCGAUGAUGUGGUCUUGAAGAUUGCGUCUGUGCGAGAACCUGCUGGAAAGGCAGC